Molecule: messenger RNA, 618 nt
Organism: Rotaria sp. Silwood1
Lineage: Eukaryota; Metazoa; Rotifera; Eurotatoria; Philodinida; Philodinidae
Source: the annotation of a GenBank genome assembly
AUGUUAUUUCGAAAAGAUCCAUGUGGAAUUGUAUGUAUUGCAUUAACGUAUGCAAUGCUUUUACAUUGUCUUUAUGUUAUUCUAUUUGUUAUUAUAAUACCAUUAUUAAAUGAAAGUUUAUAUGGUACAUUACAUGCUUUAAUCACUUGUACAUUUAUUUUUCUUUGUAUGUUUUCACAUGCUCGUGCUUCUUAUUUUGAUCCGGGUUUUGUACCUUUACCAAAAAAAGGAAUUGAUUUUUCAGACGUUAAAAUAAAUGAUAAUAAUAAGGUCAAUGAACACGGUUGGACAAUUUGUAAUCGUUGUGAUACGUAUAGACCAGCUCGUUCACACCAUUGCAGAGUUCAUUCAAUAAUAAUUUGUGUUGAAUCAUGUUUAUUUGGUUUAUUUGUUGUUACUAUUUUUGUUGAUCAAGUUCAAUCAAUAUUAAAUGAUCGAAGUUUAAUUGAUACAUUAAAAUUAGAUGAAGACUCUCGUAUGACACAACAAAUAUUACCACCAGCAAGAGUUUUAUUGCGAAAAGUCUUCGGGCCUGGUCCAAUGAUUUUAUGGUUAUUACCCUGUGAUCUGAAAAAAUCAAAUGAAACAACUGAUCUACAAAAUAUGCAUCAUGUUUAA